AAAAAAAAAGUCUUUCAUAUCUCGCUCUUUUCGGUUCUCAUUCAUAUCCUCAUUUUUCAUUCUCACGCUCUCCUCCUCUAUUUAUCCUUCUCAGGCAUUCACUUCGUGUGUUUGGAUAUAAUCCUUCUCGAAGCAAGUGGUGAGGUCGUUGUAGAUUCUUCUUCCUCUUCCUCUUCCCCGCAUUAUUGAGUUGGAUUAUAACUUCACAAUGACAGUCUAUUAGUUGAACUAUCUAUUGCCUUUAUUUCCAAUCGCUUCCGACCCUCCGAAUUUUUCCUUCCCGUCUAUUUUGGAAGGAUGUAAAGAUGUGGAGAAGAUUUUUUUUUUUUUCUCCUAUUGUUCUUUGUACUCCAGGUGAACAUGUUGUUCUCCUUAGUCUUUAGUAUCAGCAAAACUAUUACCUCCCCUCUUCCGUUCUUCUUCAGUUUCUCAUACACAACGCAUUACCUCAAAGUAAUCUAUUCUAUUCUUUCAAUCCCGAAAAUGAAGACUCUCGCUCUCGCUAUUACCGUUGUUAUCUCUGCUGUCUCGGCCGCCCCUGGCGCUCACUGGACUUACGGACAAGACAAUGCAGGGCCUCAGCACUGGGGAGAACUUGAUCCUCUCUAUGGCAAGUGUGGUACAGGUCAUAAACAAUCCCCCAUCGACAUCGUUGUCGGUGCACCCUUUGUGAAGCUCCAGAGCCGACCCUUCGACAAAUUGGACUAUAAACCUUUACGUGAUGUCCACUGUGGAUAUGAUGGACACACUGUCAAGUGUGAAUGGAACGCCACAUCCACCAACACCAAUGAUAAUUCAAUCACUCUCCAGGGCAAGACCUAUUAUCUGACUCAAUUCCACUUCCAUUCUCCAAGUGAACAUCGUAUCAACAACCAUUUCGCAGACGCAGAACUACAUUUGGUUCAUCAAUCCAAAGAGGAUAACUCUUUAGCUGUCAUCGGAUUGAUGUUGGAGAAAGUUGAUCGCGUCAAGGACGGUCAUGGUUUCUUGAUCAAGGACAGCGUCACGGGUUUGCCCUCAAAGAAGGAACAGAUCAAAUACAAGGUCCACACUGUUGAUUUCUCCAGUCUACUCAAAUCCACAAAGAACUUCACUCCUCGUUGGGAAUACGAGGGUAGCUUGACCACCCCUCCUUGUGAUGAAGGCGUCGCUUGGAAUGUGGUCAAACAACCUAUUCAUCUAGGCCUUGAACAAUUCAAUGCCCUGGUCGAUCUUCAGGGCUUCAGCGCACGUUUCGUCCAGAGCCGUCCCGAGGCUGAGAAGUAAAAAAAAAUAUAUAAAUAUAUAAAAUAUAACAUAAUAAAAUAUAAUAUCCCGUCUCUUUAUCAUAUUAAGCCUAGCCAUCCCUCAACCCAUCAGAAACAGCUUUAAUCAUCGUAUAUAACAAGGUCACGAGUAGAGCAACAAAUGUCAAGAUAAUGAUAUAAAUAUAAAAUAUAAAAUCACCGUCGUCAAGAGGAGAUGGACAUUCGAAUAAAACCGCAGUUUGGAUGAUCAAUUGGUCUCAUAAAUAUUUCCAUGAAAGUAAUGUGGCAAUGCAGCAAUGUUAGUAAUGAAGCCAAAUCCCCUUGUAAAUCGUUAGUCUAUGGUUGGUUGGUUGGUUGAUUGGUUAGUUGAUUGGUUGGUUGUAUACCUAUUGCCCUAGAUGCCUAGAU
Messenger RNA from Lobosporangium transversale, 1655 nucleotides. RefSeq names its product alpha carbonic anhydrase. NCBI's taxonomy places the organism in Eukaryota, Fungi, Mortierellomycota, Mortierellomycetes, Mortierellales, Mortierellaceae. Bases 361 to 1266 code for a protein of 301 amino acids. The record is from RefSeq and is a predicted model, not a curated record. Gene Ontology annotation, molecular function: zinc ion binding; carbonate dehydratase activity. The transcript is spliced from 5 exons.